This is a messenger RNA of Hymenoscyphus albidus, 2194 nucleotides long. The record is from the annotation of a GenBank genome assembly. Lineage: Eukaryota; Fungi; Ascomycota; Leotiomycetes; Helotiales; Helotiaceae.
GGGUACCCUGCCCGUACCCAAUUUGCUCUGCCUCUCCCUUCAACACCACCUGGACCUGCUGCACCUGCUGCACCUGCUGCACCUCACGACCACCUGCAGUUCGCUCUCUCUCACCAUGAGAUGAUUGCCCGUCUGCACCUCUCAUCGCGUCAGAUCGCCGAGUCCAACCGGCCAGCAGCGCUGUAGAAACAGCAGCACCCUCCAUCGCGAACUCGCCAUGAGGAACCAGCUACCUGACGGAAUAGCUGUAGAGAACGUCCAUCGCGGGCACACACGCAACGCUAAGCACUACCAUAAUCACAAUCACAACCACAACCACGCGCGGAAUCAGAUACACAAACGCUUGGAGGGAGGAGGAACAGCUGUAGAGCAGGCCACUGCCGUCACGACCAUCAUCGCUACGGUAUCUUAUAUCCAGCAAAUCGAUGUCGAUGCCAAUGGCAGCACCUAUGCCACACAGCAUAUCUUGACCAAUGCUCCUCCUGAUGCCUCCGGCGCUGCACCGGCGACGACGACGUCAAGCUCCCCCAAUGUAGCUUCCAGCUACAACUCUGGGCCAUCAUUAAUAUCCUCCAAUGCCUCGGCGCCUGAAUCACAGUCUUUACAAGCAGUUUCGAGCACAUCACUGUUCUCGACAUCCACUCCUUCAACAUCCCCUUCAGUAACUUCGACGAUACCCCCUAUUGGCACCUUUGCCUCAACUUCUGUUUCUAAUUCUACUACUUGUAAGUGAAAUAGGACUUGUGAGGAAUUGGCCUGAUCAAAUACUAAUGGAUCCUUAGCAACAUUAAUCUCGAGCUCUAGCAGUUCAGACUCAAGCACCCUGUCAAACUCGACCACUCUUUUGACGUCGUCCACUUCUUUUUCAUCACCUUCAUUCACAUUCAUUUCAACUUCUUCUUCUUCUUUGUCUUCUUCUCAAAAUUCUUUUACAUCAUCCUCAUCUUCUACAACUUCGAUACCGUCUUCAACCUCGCUCAGUUCGUCCUCAUCUGCGCAAACCACUUCAACUGCAGGGGGAGGAUCCGGCGAAACCCCAUCUGGAGCUUCUCCUUCGAGUACGGCAGGCGCCGAUAGUUCAUCAUCCGGUUCUUCAGGGCCGCCUACGUCGGUAGUCGUAGGUUCUGUCAUUGGUAGUGUUGCUGGAUUUGCUUUUAUCGUCUUGUUGAUAUUAGCGCUUGUCAAAUGGAGGAAACGUAAGAACAUGUUAUCUUUGGGUAAUGGUGGUAAUGAGGGAGCCGGAUCAACUGCACGGGAGCUACCUCCGACUCAGCCUGAACCGCCAACUGCAAUGACACAGAGAAAGUCAAUUGCAUUUGCGGUACCAUCUGCGUUGGCAGCCCUUACCGGAAUUAGCAAACGAGCUUCCCAGAGAACUGACAGGACAGCUUCGUCGACGGCUGGAAGUGAACGCGGUUUCUAUCGAGUGUCUGGAAGGAAACUACCUUCGGUGCUACAGACGGGUGGUGAUGGUUAUGGAGGGGGGAUUCCCGAAACAAAUACCAUGAGCAUGAGCGGAUCAUCCUUUUACCGGGACUCCACAGGCCAUUAUGGUGGGCCAGGUUCUAGUUUUGAACCCCCGGUACCCCCUGUUGGAAUUGGAACAGAUCGUGAUAGCGGGGUACCUGUAAUGCGACCAAGUCCCGCCCGUACGCCAGUUACAGAACAUGGACCAUUUGGCGUUUUGCCACCGCCACUACCUUCUCUAGAGCCGCCUCGACGACCUAGUCAGCCCGAUGGACUCGGUCGAUCGCAUCCAUCCCAAGAUGGCUCACACGCUUCGAGAUUUACCGAAGAAGUUUGAUUGAAAGAAGUUUUUGCGUCUCGAGAAGCCGUCUGUGCCUCGGGCUCAGGGAUUUCCGGAUAGUUGUAUUCAUGAUGAUGAAAUCUUCCUUCAGUUUCUGUAGAUAUCUUUUCGGAAUUUCGAGCAUUUUUGGGGCGAGAACCCCACUUGACUGGUCUUUGCUUUGGAUACCAGUGCAACUUUGCACUUUUGAGUGGCGUGUAACUAGCGUCAAUCUUCAAGGUCAGGGUUAGAGAGGCCCGAUACGAUUUGCUUUUUGAUGUUGCUUCAGCGAGGUCCUCUUGUUGAUAUUUCGGUCAUGAUGUUAUUUGGGGGGAUGGCUUUUUGAGGCAAGGGGCGAAUUUCCUCGCUUCGUCAUCAUUUGUAAAUGGGGUGUUGGGGGCGAGGACU